This is a messenger RNA of Salvia hispanica, 786 nucleotides long. NCBI's taxonomy places the organism in Eukaryota, Viridiplantae, Streptophyta, Magnoliopsida, Lamiales, Lamiaceae. The record is from RefSeq and is a predicted model, not a curated record.
AUGGCUAGGUGCUACAUGUUGGCAUCUAUGUCUUUAGUACUCAAGCAUCAGCAUUCUGCCAUGGCAACUGCCGCCGAGAUUAUGCAAAAUCUUGCAAAUCUUUUUGGUACUCAGAAUCGAACGGCUAAGUCUCAAGCCUCUCGGAGUAUCAUGACGAAGACUAUGAAGGAAGACACAUCUGUGAGCUUCCAGCAGUUCAAGCUCAACUUCGAGAUGAACAAGCGGGAUUACACUUUGGUUGAGCUGCUGACUGAGCUUCAGUCGACGGAGGACCUCAUGGUUCAGGCUAAGGAAAGAAAAUGGCGUCGAACCCAGUUACAGCUAAGAAUGCUAAGGGAGGGAAGGAAGAAGAAGGCCGAUAAAAAGCCUACUGGAAAAUGCUUCAAGUGUGAGAGAGUAAGGAGUUCAACCAGUCAUAUAGCUAAGAAAGAGCAUGCAUCACUUCUUGAGGAUUUUAGGGAGUUUGACCGUACAAGAUUAGACCUUGAAGACGGCGGUGGUUCUUAUGAUCAAGCUCUUCUCAAGGAGCGCGCGGAAUUCCAGCCAGGUAAUGGUCAGGUGGACUCUGUGAUAUCUCAAGCACAAGAAACAUUGAAGUCCCUGGUCUUCCAGCGUUCCACAUUUGGGGGCAUCAAUUCGAAGCUAAGUAAUGUGGGCAGCCGCCUUCCGACUGUGAAUCAUAUUCUCUCAGCAAUAAAGAAGAAAAAGUCCAUGGACACCAUCAUACUUUCCUUAGUUGCAUCUGUUUGCACAUUUUUAAUAUUAAUUUACUGGUGGACCAAGUAG